This is a messenger RNA of Paraphaeosphaeria sporulosa, 2708 nucleotides long. RefSeq lists its product as uncharacterized. The transcript has 3 exons. Bases 191 to 2581 code for a protein of 796 amino acids. NCBI's taxonomy places the organism in Eukaryota, Fungi, Ascomycota, Dothideomycetes, Pleosporales, Didymosphaeriaceae. Gene Ontology annotation, molecular function: protein kinase binding. The record is from RefSeq and is a predicted model, not a curated record. Gene Ontology annotation, cellular component: cytoplasm.
GACGGCGGCUGCAGACCCUAAAACGCCCGCGCCUCCACGGAAUAACAAACGCAACGCGGCCGCGCCCCUCUUCACACGCUCGAGUCCUUCCUCGAACCCCACCACAGCCGCCAAACGUGGCCAUCUCGCGACCCCUGCCCUUGAAAAGCCUCGGGCCCUACAUGCAGUUGUUGUCUGCUAGCGAAGAACCAUGGACACAGAAGAUGGACAGAUUUUCAUAAAGAAUCUAGCGUACUUUGUACGGACUCAUGAAAAGGCACUUGCAAAUGCUCUGCAGCUGCAACGGCAAGCGCCCCGCCAUGGCCAGAGCAACUCCGUCUCCUCGCCCACGGGCACCACGGGCACCAGCUCUUCCUCCACGUCCAGCGUGUGGGCAGCCGCGCUAUCUCUCCCCUCGCUGACUUUCACCUCGCCCACACUUAAGCCAGCGAAACUCACGCUUACGCCGCAUCACCUCUUCUACCUCCUAUCCCGGUUCGAGGAUUUGAACAUAGCCGUUGGACCUAUGAAUGUCCGCCUAGAGAACAUACAUACUGAUGCGUCGCCGACCAACUACGUGUCGUUUCUCAGCACGGCCCAGCGGAACAAGCAACGGUCCUCUGAUCGCGACUCGAUCCACUCUGUCUCCAGCAUUCGUAGCGUGAUGUCUGGCAUGUCUUCUUUGUGGUCAUCUCUUCGCUUGUCAUCCAACAGUGACGCCAAAAAGGAAAAGCAGAAAGCGCAGCUUGAGGAGGAUAUCAAAUAUCUAUACUCUGCCUUCACAAAAAUUCCGUGCCUGAGACUCGCGCCUGACCACAAAGCUCGCCUUAUUGCUGGAUAUGAGGAGUUCCCGUUCGACAGCGCAGUACCCUUGCAUGCAUUCAAAAAUGUUACGGCUCUUGAGAUCUACGAUGUUGACUUCCGCCAAUUCUACGGAUGGGACCGCCUCGCGGACAACCUGCGCAGCCUCACGGUCAAGAGAGCUGGUGUUGACGAUCCUGCCGACCUUCUUAUCAACAUCGUUCUCGACGACAUGGACAAGCGACGCCGUCGUUCGGCCAAAACACCUUCCUCGCCUGCUAUACCUUGGCAAGCCGGCAGUCCCGCCAGCAAGCAUGCUCAGCUUGCACGUUCGGAGUCACCUCCAUCCUCACCUACCGCACCUGGCAAGCAAGCUACUAGCCCACGAAACUCGACUUUGUUGCGAGAUGGAUCUAGGACCUCUGUGCAACGGCAACGCAGCGUUUCGCCGUCGAGACCGGCUAGCUCUCGCCAUUCGUCGACUCGUGUUUACGGGACGAACAGCGCACCUAACAUUCGCCGCUCAUCUGGUAGCUCAGGGUCUAGUGUGCGCUCGACUACCCCACGUGGAAGCUCUUCCAACCUUCUCUCACUAGGCUGGUUCCCAUCGACCAAAUGGCGGUUCCUUCGGCAUUUGAGUCUCGCUGACAAUGCUCUCACCAACAUUCCAGCAACCAGUCUUGUGCCUUUGGCGAAUACCCUGCAAUCGCUCGAUAUCUCAGCUAACCUCUUUGCGGAAAUACCGGAUAGCCUUGCGACUUUGUCUUGCCUUCGUGCACUCAACCUAUCCAACUGUAUGAUAAGCAGCCUGCAUUCUUUGGGCCGCAAUCCGCUACCUGCAAUUACGACACUUAACCUUCGUUCUAAUCGGUUGACAUCGCUGGCCGGCAUCGAGCGACUGUUAUCAUUAGAGCGCGUCGACCUACGGGACAACAAGCUGACCGACCCGACAGAGGUUGCCAGACUCACUGGAGUACCGUAUAUUACUGAGAUUUUCGUUCACAGAAACCCUUUCUGUAAGACUCAUAGCAAUUAUAGGGUCACCAUAUUCAACCUCUUCCGCAAGACUCCAGGCUACAGCGAAGAUAUCAAAAUCGACUCUACGCUCCCAAGCAGCGGCGAACGGAAGCAGUUAGUGGACAGAGUACCGGAGCUUCCUAGUGUUCCUGUGGUGAAGCCUCCACCAGAGGACGAAACGCCUCCGCCUCCCACCCCGCCCAAGGUUGUGAAGGCCCUUGAUGCUACCGAUCUGGUCGAAGGUCCACGCACCUCUCUUCAUCGAUCGAAGAGUGGAAAGAGCGGACAAGGCUCCCAUAGGAAAAAGAAGGUGCCCAAGCGAAGAAUUGUCGAGCUCACGCAGGGGGAGGCCUUGCAGACAACCGAGGUCACUCCGCCUCCGAGUUACAGCACGGACGACAAUCUAUCAAAGCCCAAACCGACCGUAUCGACAGAAUCUGCACCACGUCUCGAGGCUCCCGAGAGCGAAAACAGUACAGGUGACCCAUCAAAAACACUUCCGCAGCUUGACACCGGAGUGAAAGCUCCAAGCGGGACUGCGACGCAGGCCACGAGCCCUCCAGAGUUCGAUGUCACCAGCGACCUGUACAAGAGGAAGAUUGAAGCCCUCCGACAAGACUUUGGCAACAACUGGCUGAGCGCCCUUGGCGACGAAGGCUGGGAUGCCAAAUCAGUGGCCAGCAUUCCCUCUACGCACAGUGGCUUCACAUCGCCCAUCAUUAGACCAGUCAUGGCCCGCACUCCUAGCCAAGGCAUCGUUUCUGGGGGACGAACACUUGGCUAGCUGCCACUACACAAACUGCCCCGGAAGCUUUUUGCUUUCUAGCUGCACUUUGUGCGGCCCUUUUUGAAACCUAGCGAUACCCCCGUCUGCUUUUUACAUCUUAUGCGCUCUUGAGACUCUUUCGAGU